CUUCCUCAUCCGCUUGCUGCUUCAUCGUCGCUAGUAACAGUUGUUUACACUGCCUACAUACGCUGUGGAAGAUGACAUUUCAAGCCGGUACUUAUUGACGGAGGAAUAAAGUUAUGACAUAGCAUUUAACAAGUCGUAACGUUAGAGGAACUGGAUUCGGUGAAUAAAAAGAUUUCAUUCAUCUGCUCCAGCCAAGACAAAUGGACAAGACUUCACAGCAAGCACAGGUGAUGUCGGAGCAGCAACUGUCUCCAAACACAAGAAGGAGUUUCAGCUUCUCAUCUCUCCGUAUAAAAAAAAGGCACAACAGUAAUGAAGAGGGCGGAUUUACACGGCGGAGAGGGUUGUUUUCUUUUUCAUCAGUACGGGAGACAUCGACAAAGGAGUCAGUCCCAGAUGAAGAUGGUGCCUCACAGCAUUACUUUCCUCAGGACCUGGGGAAGAACACAGGUGAGCAGCCCAAAGCUAACCAUACCUCUGACGUGGCUGGUAAACACCGUAAGUACAGGAGCUGGAGGACCAAGGCGAUCCCAUCCGGACACGAUGAAGGCGGACAACAAGGAGCCUUCAAGCGCUUCACUGCCAGGUUUCCCUCCUUCCGCAAAGGCAAAAGAGACAAAGUCAAAGACUUUGAGCCGACGGAGCCGCCGGGCCCGGCGGUGGCAGACGACGCGUCCAGGCAGCACCGCUACGCCAGCGGUCAGUACUUCUUUGAGUAUCUGGUGGUGGUCAGCCUCAAGAAGCCCAAAGCCGGCAGCAGCUACGAACCUCAGAUCACCUACCAGUUUCCCAAGAGAGAUGGGAUGGCGAAAUUUCAGAAGGAGGAGGAGGAGAAGACACUAAAGGCGCUCACCCUCUUCUGUUUCCCAGAGGGCAUCAACUGGGCUCCUUUGACAGAAUAUCACAGUGAGACUUUCUCCUUCGUUCUGACGGAGGUCGACGGCAGCAGAAGAAACGGAUACUGCCGGAGGUUACUGCCGGGAGGGAAAGGAGCGCGGCCCCCCGAGGCUUACUGCAUCAUCAGCACCCUGGCUUGUUUCGGCCUCUUCUCCAAGAUAUUUGACGAGGUGGAGAAGCGGCGGCAGAUCUCCAUGGCGAUGAUCUACCCAUUCAUGCAGAAGCUGAGGGAGGCUCAGUUUCCCGCUCCGGGAAACACAGUGGAGAUUAAGAGCUUCAUUCCUGGGUCGGGCACUGAGAUCAUCAGUCUGACCCGGCCGCUGGAUUCCUGGCUGGAGCACGUGAACUUCGCCACGCUCUUCGGCUGCCUGACCGACACAGAGGUUUUACUGGUGUUUGCUUCCGCCAUCUUGGAGAGACGGAUCGUCUUCAUCGCCGAUGAGCUGGGCACAUUAUCCCAAGUCAUUCAUGCAGUAGCAGCCCUGCUUUACCCCUUCACCUGGCAGCACACCUUGAUCUCCAUCGUUCCAGAGAUCCUGAUCGACGUAGUGAUGGCACCCACGCCCUACCUGCUGGGGGUCCAGAAGCGCCUGCUGGACCAGGUCACCGACCAGAGUGACCUGCUGUUGGUCGACUUGUCGGAUGAUAAAAAGGAGACAUUUAUUGUUUCAAUUGGUGACGAAAGCUCUAUUCUGCCCCCGAAGCUCCAAACUGAAAUACUAGAGGAACUAAGUAACAGACAAAAAGUAUUAACGGUGGAGGAGAUGAACCGGGUGGUGUCGGAAGCCUUCCUGCACUUCUUUGUGAAAACGGUCGGCCAUUACUCGUCGUAUGUGAAAUGCAGCCGUGCCGGAGAGCGGGGGGUGUUUGAAAAGAGAAGUUUCUACAAGGCCAUCGAUUCCAAGACCACGCGGCACUUCGUCAAGAAGUUCAUCCAGACGCAGAUGUUUGACCUGUUCAUCCAGGAGGUGGAGCAGCAGCAGGCUGGACCGCAGCAAGGAAUAUUUCACAAAAAGAUCCUCGAAUACCAAGAGAAGACGAGAAAGGACAAGGCAAAGAAACACUAGCUGUCAGCGUGUGUGUAUAUAUACAGUUAAAGGAGUCCAUAGGACAAGAUGUGAAUGUAGCACUGUGUGUUUUAUGCCCCGUGUCAGUUUUGGUUUUAAAGGCAGGGUUGAUAACUAUUUCCGGUAUACACUUUUUUUUUUUAUAUAUUGUUUGAAAUGGUCUUCGCACCCCGACAGCAAUAAAUAACUUCUGGGAUCUGAAAAAAGAACGAUAAACAUCCGUCGUCUGUAACACUGUAACAACGCCCACCAAUCACUGCCUCGCCGCCGCGGUCCGCUUGGGCGGGGCAAGGAGGCGUUUUUUAUUUUAAACCUUUAUUUAUUCAGGGUAGGUUCACUGUGGGGCAGCCUCUCUUCUGCAGGAAUGACCUGAUCCCAUUCACACAGCUCCACAUUCAUACCUGGAAGCAGCAACCAGUACAACCACAGUCUGAUCUGCUGGCCACUGAGCAGCUCACACUGGAGUGGUUGGAGGUUAAGUGCCUUGCUCAAGGGCACCUCAGUGGUGGUAAUGAGGGAGGGGACAAGCUGUGCUCUUUCACUUUUCCCCACCCAGAUUAUAUCCUGUUGGUCUGGGGAUUGAACCGAGCGAUAUAAUAUUUAGUUCUGUUAAAUAUAAUCCUAUAGGUCUGGUAUAUUGAAGCUGUCUCUUGAGUGCCGUAACGUCUGCCGUUUUGGACGGUAUUAUUAAUAUAGGCAGUCAGGUUUCCCUGCACUGUGCGAGAACAGGCUGAAAUUAUAAUUCAGUUUGCAGCAAUCCACCAGCGUCGUGUUUGUUUUCAACAUUCGGUAGGAUUAUAUUAGGUGUUUGCCUACCGUUGUAUGAGACAGGAAGUGAAACUGCGUUCCUCUCUCAGCUGUGCUCCGAAGCAGCCCCGAGAGCAUGGGUGAGGAGUUAGACGGAGCCCCGACGAGAUGCUACUUUUGAAAUCUUGCUGGCUUUUUAACAUUACCAAGCCUGCCUUUAAACAUGUGUGUACCAAUGUGUGAAUUGCUGUACGGCUAUGUUGGCUGCUACUCUGUGUAACACUGGCAGAAUGAGGGACUUGAGCAGGAAAAUCAUUUCAAAUAAAGACUAGUUUUUGAA
Perca flavescens (yellow perch) is the source of this 3051-nucleotide messenger RNA. RefSeq names its product DENN/MADD domain containing 2Da (gene dennd2da). The coding region runs from base 201 to 1964 and encodes 587 amino acids. Gene Ontology annotation, cellular component: cytosol; nucleoplasm. Lineage: Eukaryota; Metazoa; Chordata; Actinopteri; Perciformes; Percidae. The transcript is spliced from 17 exons. The record is from RefSeq and is a predicted model, not a curated record.